Molecule: messenger RNA, 1020 nt
Organism: Hemisphaericaspora subhashii
Lineage: Eukaryota; Fungi; Ascomycota; Pichiomycetes; Serinales; Debaryomycetaceae
Product: alternative oxidase
Exons: 1
Coding region: 1-1020 (339 amino acids)
Biological process (GO): alternative respiration
Cellular component (GO): mitochondrion
Molecular function (GO): alternative oxidase activity
Source: RefSeq, a predicted model, not a curated record
AUGCUUACAACGACAACAACUAUACAAAGAAGAUUACCAUUGGUCACAUCAACGUUUUUAAGAUGUUCUCUGACUCUCGUUCAACCUCCUCCACAAACCAAACCACUGAAGAUCUUGGACAUCUCCACUAAGAUCUAUGCCGAGACUGAUGUUGCCAAACAUGAUGAUAAAAAAUUCAUUACCCAUGCAUUAUUCCCCCAUCCAGAAUUCCCACAAGAAGAAUGCGAAAACGUAACAUAUACCCAUCGUGAACCACGUACUUUUGGUGAUAAGGUCUCAUUUAGAGGUAUUCAAUUUGUUAGAGGUACCUUUGAUUUCGUUACCGGAUACAAGAAAUCAAAGACAAAUGAUGUUCAUGAAUUUGAUGGUACUAGAUAUGAAAUGACUGAAUCAAAAUGGUUGACUCGUGUUAUCUUUUUGGAAAGUAUUGCUGGUGUUCCAGGGGCUGUAGCUUCCUUUAUCAGACAUUUACACUCACUUCGUCUUCUCAAGAGAGAUAAAGCUUGGAUUGAUACUUUAUUAGAUGAAGCUUAUAAUGAAAGAAUGCAUUUACUUACAUUCAUCAAAUUGGGAAAACCAAGCUGGUUCACUCGUUCAAUUAUCUAUGCUGGUCAAGGAGUUUUCGCUAAUGUUUUCUUCCUAUGUUAUUUAGCCAAUCCUAAAUUCUGUCAUCGUUUCGUGGGAUAUCUUGAAGAGGAAGCAGUUAGUACUUAUACCCACCUUAUUCAUGAAUUAGAUACUCCAGGUAAAUUAAGUAAGUUUAAUUACGUCAAGCUUCCAGAAAUUGCAAUCAAAUAUUGGCCUGAAUUGAAUGAGAAGUCGACAUUUAGAGAUUUGAUUUUGAGAAUUAGAGCAGAUGAAGCUAAACAUAGAGAAGUUAAUCAUACCUUAGCCAAUUUGAAUCAAAAAGAAGAUAGAAACCCAUUUGCUUUACAAUUGAAAGAUGCUAAUCCUCAACCUAAUCAUGGGUUAAAGGUGAUGAGACCAACCGGAUGGGAAAAAGAAGAAUUAAAGCUUUAG